GGCACUUACACGGUCAGUGCUUUCCUGUGUCACCCCUUCCCGCACAGACAGCUCUGCCCGCCGUGCCUUUCCACUACGAGUAGUUUAAACUUGUGUCGCAGCGUGGUGGCGGCGUAGCCGCCAAGAUGCGACUGGGGUUGCGAAGUCGCCCGCGGGGACGGUGGCCAGAGCGCCGCGUGGAAACGACGACGAAACUGAGUUGGCGCUAGACGCUGCGAAUGGGGAAUGAUAAUGGCCUAGAUAGAGCCCGCCGCCUCGCGUGUUUCAACCGCAAUGCGGCUCUUGCGGAAUCACGAGACACGAGAGCUGCUAACAGAAAGGCGCUUUACUCGCUUCCGUCGUGAGGGCGUCAGGCGUGGCAGUUUCGAGUGCUGCAGGGCUGUGAGGCGGCUUGGAGUCGAUACGACAUCGUGCCUUUUGCUUGCUUGAGUCCCAGUGUCGAGUGUGACCUAUUGGAGACCAGUACCAUAUCUUUUUCGCCGUCUAGCCGACCCACGAUGUGCUCCGGCUGUCAGUGACGGGGCCGUCCGGCAUUCCCUAGGUGGCAGGCGUGAUGAUCUGCAGUUCGAGUACCAAUCACCCCAGCACGACCCCUCCGCCGAUCCCAGCAGUGCAGAGAAGGCGGAUGCCAGCACGAAUGGCGCAGGCAGCCAUGGCUCAGGGCCAGCGACUGCGGAGUGGCUGCGCCGAUGGGCGGCAGCAGGCGCCCGGUUCUCCACCCUGCGGAGCGCAGACCACACCCAGCCAGCAGGGCGGACUCCUGAGUUGUUCUGCACCCAUCACCGAGCUACAAGCCUGAAGGUCUGGGCGCAGAUGCUCAGUUAGCGAGCUGGAUCGCUCCGAUUCCGGCUGCCGUUGUGGGUCAACUGACGUGUGAGAUGGUGGGAGUCUUUGUUUCAUCGCGCUCGUCUGACAUGACUCUGGCGGUGUUUGAGCUCAACCUGUUAUCGUCUCUGGGACGGGUGCAAAAGCACAUGCGUGAGGCCUGGACGGCCUCUCUUCGUUUCCUUUGUUCAACAAUUCAAGAUGUGCAGGUCCAUGUGCUGUCUAGUGACGGCUGGGUUGCCCGCCGUGCGUGAUUAGCGACACAUUGAGCCAAGUUUCUUGAGCUUGCGGUGAUUCGUCUCAUUUCGCUGCGGCACACAACAAGGUCUGUCCCCCGGCCACUUGCUGUGGUAAUUCAUGCUUGCGUGCUCCGUCCCAGGCGCUGAGCCCAAAAUAUCUUGUGGGAUGGGCUUAGUUUGGCGCGGAGGGUUUUACUGGGAUUGAUUUUAGUUGAUGUCUGGCCAGGAUGGAUCUUGUGAUAGUGUGUUGAGCGACUCCAAGCCUGGCACCUCAGCAACAUUCGCAUGUAGUGCGCGUUAAACCCUGGUUUAUACGGCCCAAUCCUGCAGUGUACACAGGUCAUGGUUAUAUCUGCAUUCGUUUCAAUUAAGGAA
Molecule: messenger RNA, 1439 nt
Organism: Closterium sp. NIES-67
Lineage: Eukaryota; Viridiplantae; Streptophyta; Zygnematophyceae; Desmidiales; Closteriaceae
Source: the annotation of a GenBank genome assembly